AUGCCCGUCAAAUUAAAGAAACAACUCGGUGUCACUGAUGGAAUCAGCUAUGUUACUGGUUCGAUCAUUGGAUCCGGAAUCUUUAUUAGCCCGUCUCCAAUUUUAGCUGGAGCUGGUUCUUCUACAGGAUUGGCUCUGUGUGUUUGGCUUACAUGUGGUGUGUGGGCUGUACUUGGAUCUCUGUGUUUAGCAGAGUUAGCGAUCCGAGUGAGGAAGUCUGGGGGACUGUAUAUAUUCAUCCUCGAAGCAUUUGGAGAAAAUGUAGCUUUUGUCAGUCUAUGGUUGAGUGAGUUCAUUCUUCGGCCAAUGUCCAUCGUUGUAUCAUCUCUAGCAGCUGGUACUUACAUUCUUCGUCCAAUGUUCCUCGACUGCCCGGACAUGGCAUCAACAGUCGCCAUCAAGCUCCUUGGACUUACUGCUAUGGUUUCCUUCUUGGCCCUGAACUGUUAUAGUGUGAAAAUAACAGCUUAUAUACAGACUGCCGUCACCUUUACAAAGGUUCUGGCAUUGGUUCUCAUUUCAACUUUUGGACUUAUCGCCAUAGCCAGAGGUAUGAUCUGUCCGAUAAGUUUUAGAGGAAUCUCUGUCGUCCAAAAUAAGUGUUCCGUUUUGUUUGCGGUAGCAUUAGUAAUGAAGACAUGUUUCGUAGAUAACAUUGAAAGUGACACAGAAAACCUCCGGGAUCCGUUUGAAACGACUGACCUGACAGCUGGUGGUCUUGUGUUUGCUUUUUAUGUAGGAACAUACGCAUUUAACGGCGGAGAUACAAUCGCCUAUGCAUACGAAGAAUAUGUUAACCCUAAAAGGGUUGUAAUUUACGGUACAGUGGUAGGCCACAUCAUACCGACGAUAAUCUACUUGAUCACCAACAUCGCCUAUUACACCGUGCUGUCUAAGACGGAGAUCCUGUCUGGUGUAGCUGUUGCAGUGGCAUUUGCGGAGAAAUGUAUGGGCGUUCUGAAAUGGUCAAUUCCAAUUUUUGUGGCUAUAUCGACCUCUGGCAUAGUAAACGUCAACACAUUCAAAGGCAGCAGGAGUUUGUUUGUUGCAUCAAGGGAAGGGUAUUUCCCGAAAUACCUGUCUAUGAUCAACGUCACAAAGAAAACAUUGGUACCUGCAAUCAUCACAAUGGGUAUGGUCGCCUGUGUCAUCAUGCUUGGUAUGGAGAUGAUAUCACUUCUAAAGGUGUACUCCUUCCUAAACGCACUUUACUGUUUGGUGGCCAUUGUCAGCAUAUUCAAAUUAAGGAGAACUCACAAUCCUCCGGAUGCAUUACGGUUACCCAUAGUGAUUCCUGUAGCAUACACGUGCCUGAGCCUGUUUAUGACAGUGGCGACCGUAGUCUACAACCCGAGUGUGGUGUUAGCGAGCCUACUGUGUAUCUCCGUGGGAAUUGUUCUGAAAUUAUUGUUAUACAUUGGAUAUUCGAAUGAUUCAGCUUUCCGGAGAUUAUACACCAAAAUACACUGUAAUAUGUUUAGUUUUUACCUUUAUAUGAUUGCGAAUCAAAUACGCCCCCUUAUAAUAUCUGGCUGUGUCUUACAGUGUUUUAAAAUGUUUUAA
Messenger RNA from Pecten maximus, 1563 nucleotides. Its product is annotated as cystine/glutamate transporter-like. The record is from RefSeq and is a predicted model, not a curated record. Gene Ontology annotation, biological process: amino acid transmembrane transport. NCBI's taxonomy places the organism in Eukaryota, Metazoa, Mollusca, Bivalvia, Pectinida, Pectinidae. Gene Ontology annotation, molecular function: L-amino acid transmembrane transporter activity. Gene Ontology annotation, cellular component: membrane.